AUGAUUUCGCUAAGGCUCGUGUUCCUGUGUGCUCUCUGUCUUGGCAACAUCCGGGCGCUUUCGCUGGUGUUGUCGCAUGAGCAGAGCUAUUUCUUCGGUACCCGACCGGCGAAUAAUCUGCUGUGCUACACGAAAACCAUCUCGAAAGGAUCGGUUCUGCCAGUGGCGGUUUCCUACACGCAUCCUAGCGACAAGAAGAUCAACUUUGUCACGAUGAACGCGGACAAGUACUCACCCCAUGGCUACACGGUGGAUAAGACGGACGGUCAGCUCGGUACGUCCAUGGUAGGCUAUCGAAUAAACGGUUUCAGCCCACUGGCGUACGCGAUCAUCAUCAACAUGUACUGUGAGCCGUGA
Anopheles nili is the source of this 357-nucleotide messenger RNA. RefSeq lists its product as uncharacterized. The record is from RefSeq and is a predicted model, not a curated record. The transcript has a single exon. The coding region runs from base 1 to 357 and encodes 118 amino acids. Lineage: Eukaryota; Metazoa; Arthropoda; Insecta; Diptera; Culicidae.